AUGGGGUGUGGAAAUUCCACAGCGACCAGCGCGGGAGGAGGUCCUUCGGAGGGAUCAAAAGAUGUAACAGAAGAGUCAUCACCUGAGGAGGAAAAAAGGAAGAAUUAUGGAGGCGUGUACAUUGGAGUACCAACAGAUCCCAGCAGUGUGGCAGCAGGGCAGUCCACAUCCAUGCAGAAAGGUUAG
Molecule: messenger RNA, 186 nt
Organism: Engraulis encrasicolus (European anchovy)
Lineage: Eukaryota; Metazoa; Chordata; Actinopteri; Clupeiformes; Engraulidae
Product: overexpressed in colon carcinoma 1 protein homolog
Exons: 5
Coding region: 1-186 (61 amino acids)
Source: RefSeq, a predicted model, not a curated record